AUGGUGUCCCGGGACAAACUACAAGUCUUUCUACGAGCGCGGCCUCCGAAACGAACAUCAUUAGGACCACAGACACAAGAACACAACAAGCCAUUAGUCAGGCGUAUGCACGGUGGUGCGGUUGUCGUCAUCGGGAUGACAUUUGUCGAGGAACAACACGAGGAACGUUUACGGUCUCGUCCAUUGGAUAAUGUACAGAAGAAACUUGGAUGCGGCAGAGAUGGAAGAGGAAUGUACCGCGACGAAAAUCAAGCACAACAAUCGCGGAACUAUUAUCAACGGAAAAAAUGUACAUUUCUCCGCUCGUUCCUGAAACGGACAACGACAUAA
This is a messenger RNA of Paraglomus brasilianum, 330 nucleotides long. The record is from the annotation of a GenBank genome assembly. NCBI's taxonomy places the organism in Eukaryota, Fungi, Glomeromycota, Glomeromycetes, Paraglomerales, Paraglomeraceae.